GGUACAACCAUGGAUUACAGCCAUAACACAUACAUACACAUACAUAAAAAAAAGAAAAACUUUCAAAUUUCCAAACCCCAAAAUCCCCAAUUCUACAAAUGUAAGUAAAACAAAAUAAGCAAAACAUCACAAAAAAAAAUCAAAUCUUGAAACAUGGGGUGUGGCAAUAUCUUCUUCACACUAAUCAUAACAUUCUCAGUAGCAUUAAUCACAUACAACAUCAUAAUUUCAGCUAAUGCCCCACUAAAGCAAGAGCUACCAGGAUCAUCCUCAUCAUCAUCAUCACAAGGGGUUGAUUUUCUUUCCGUUGACCCGAUAAUUAAGAUGCCAAGAAACAGAAAGUCAGCGUUGACCAACAAGAAAAGAUUGUUUCACACUGCUGUUACUGCUUCCGACUCUGUUUAUAAUACUUGGCAAACAAGGGUUAUGUAUUAUUGGUUUAAAAAAAUGAAGAAAAAUGGUGGGAGUGAUUGUGAAAUGGGUGGGUUUACAAGGAUCUUGCAUUCUGGUAAAGGUGAUAAAUUUAUGGAUGAGAUCCCUACUUUUGUGGCUCAGCCAUUGCCUGCUGGUACAGAUCAGGGUUAUAUUGUUCUAAAUAGACCCUGGGCAUUUGUGCAAUGGCUUCAACAAACAGACAUUGAGGAAGACUAUAUAUUGAUGUCAGAACCUGAUCAUAUUAUUGUAAAGCCAAUACCAAAUUUGUCUCGAGAUGGUCUUGGAGCAGCGUUCCCAUUCUUCUACAUUGAACCUAAAAAAUAUGAGCCCGUUCUAAGAAAGUUCUUCCCUGAAGAGAAGGGGCCGAUAACCAAUAUUGAUCCUAUUGGAAAUUCUCCUGUUAUUGUUGGAAAGGAAUCUCUUAAAAAAAUAGCCCCCACAUGGAUGAAUGUGUCGUUGGCGAUGAAAAAAGACCCUGAAGCUGACAAGGCUUUUGGUUGGGUCCUCGAGAUGUAUGCUUAUGCUGUUUCGUCUGCUUUGCAUGAUGUUGGCAACAUUUUACACAAGGACUUCAUGCUCCAGCCCCCAUGGGACACAGAAAUUGGCAACAAGUUUAUAAUACACUACACAUACGGAUGCGAUUAUGAUAUGCAGGGGAAGUUGACGUAUGGAAAGAUUGGGGAGUGGAGAUUUGACAAAAGAUCAUUUGAUAACAUCUACCCUCCAAGAAACCUUCCGCUACCCCCACCUGGCGUCCCCGAAAGUGUGGUAACUCUUGUGAAAAUGGUGAACGAAGCCUCACAAAACAUUCCAAACUGGGGACCUUAAGCCUUGCAGAUAGAUUAUAUGCAGUGCGUGUUACAAAACUAUAUGUAUAUUUCCUCUGCCCUCGAUACAACAUAGGCUUGCCAUCAGCUGGGUACACAUCAUAACAGAGUUUGACAUUGAAGCUAUUUACGGGUCUAACGUUUAAGUGCAUUUUAUAGAGAAGUCUUAUUCUAUUUUCAUCUCAUUACUUGACCUUCAGGAUGUUACGGUAUAAAAUGUGGACUAAAUACAGUUCAAGUUAUAAUGAAAUUCUAUUUUCUUCUGAA
Molecule: messenger RNA, 1529 nt
Organism: Erigeron canadensis
Lineage: Eukaryota; Viridiplantae; Streptophyta; Magnoliopsida; Asterales; Asteraceae
Product: hydroxyproline O-arabinosyltransferase 1
Exons: 8
Coding region: 154-1263 (369 amino acids)
Molecular function (GO): glycosyltransferase activity
Source: RefSeq, a predicted model, not a curated record